CAGAAUUUACAGCGCCAGACGGGAAACUAAGAGAACAUAAUAAAAGAGCAGCAAGAACAGAAGAGAGGAAGUGUGCAUAUCUAGCGCAUAUGGGAGUUAUUACAACAAGACAACGGCAGAUUUGAGCUGCAGUGACCAACAGCCUACUUCACUGAUGAGGUCAAACCAGCCGUCAGAGAGUGACCUGCCCUCACCAAAGGUGCACACCACGCCUGCAGAAGCAUAGGUCCAGUCUCCCCCAUUCCCUGCCAGGAUCUAGUCCUGUUUUCACAUUUUCUGCUUGAGUUUGUCCCCGGGAUCAUUCAAAACUGUUUCUCCAACGCUUCUACCAAAAACUUAGACUGUUUUCCAAAGCAGAAUCGGCCCAGCCCUCCCAGGCGGCAGCGAUGGGGAGUGUGCGAAGCCACCGCUACAGCAUUGUGUCCUCUGAGGAAGAUGGCAUGAAGCUGGCAACUAUUGCCGUCCCAAAUGGCUAUGGAAAUGGCAAUGUUAACAAGGUGCACACAGAGCACCAACAUCAGAGCCGCUUCGUCAGGAAAGAUGGUCACUGCAAUGUGCAGUUUAUCAAUAUGAGCGAGAAAGGCCAGCGGUACCUGGCAGAUAUCUUCACCACCUGUGUGGACAUUCGCUGGCGCUGGAUGCUGCUCAUAUUCUGCCUUUCUUUCCUGUUGUCGUGGUUAUUUUUUGGCUUUGUCUUCUGGGUAGUGGCCCUCUCUUACGGGGACUUAGAGAAUGAGACUCAGAUCUGUGUUUCCAAUGUGGAUAGCUUCACCGCUGCUUUCUUGUUCUCAGUGGAGACCCAAACCACAAUUGGCUACGGUUAUCGCUAUGUGACAGAGGAGUGCCCCAUUGCUGUUUUCAUGGUCGUCUUUCAAAGCAUUUUGGGCUGCAUCAUAGAUGCUUUCAUCAUUGGUGCUGUCAUGGCCAAGAUGGCCAAGCCCAAAAAGAGGAAUGAGACCCUGGUGUUCAGCCACUAUGCUACAGUGGCCAUGAGGGACGGCAAACUGUGCCUGAUGUGGCGCGUUGGGAACCUGAGAAAGAGUCACCUGGUGGAGGCCCACGUUAGGGCUCAGCUCCUUAAGUCCCGCACCACUGCCGAGGGAGAGUUCAUCCCUCUGGAUCAGGUAGACAUCGACGUAGGCUUCGAUAGUGGCAUUGACAGAAUCUUCCUGGUGUCUCCGAUUACCAUUGUUCAUGAGAUUGAUGAGGACAGCCCAUUCUAUGAGAUGAGCAAACAGGAGUUGGAGACAUCAGAGUUUGAGAUCGUAGUGAUUCUGGAGGGCAUGGUCGAGGCUACAGCCAUGACCACCCAGUGUCGGAGCUCGUAUGUGGCCAGUGAGAUUCUGUGGGGCCACCGCUUUGAGCCGGUGCUUUUUGAAGAAAAGAACUACUACAAAGUGGACUACUCCCGCUUUGACAACACCUAUGAGGUGCCCAGCACUCCCCACUGUAGUGCAAGGGAACUAGCUGAAAAGAAGUCCAACGCCUCCAGCUCAAGGAACUCCUUUUGUUACGAGAACGAGGUGGCUCUCGAAAAAGUCGAAAUGGAGGAGGAGUUUGAAGAGGAUGGCAACAGGCAGAUGAGUGGCAUUGAGGUUGGUGCACUUCAGGACACAAAUACAGAUGUGGUGUCAGACUCUGAAUGCAAUCUGGACUCUUUGCCUUUAGAAUCAAGACCUUUGACGGCUGAAUCAGAAAUAUGACUGCAGGGAUAAAGAAAGGUUAAAUGCUACCACAGGGUAUGUUAAAGUUUGCUUGAGCUUUGUUCCUGAUUGCUGUUGUUGAUGAUGCAUGACAGUUCGUAAAAGACUGUGAUUUGAGUAUGAAAUUCUCUAUGCAGAAGCUCACGCACAUGACACCAAGGAAAUACAAACAUGCUAUACUGUUCAUGAUGAAAGUGGUGGUAAAUUAACUGGUUACAUGAAGCUAAAAUGGGUUAGAUGCAUUCACUUAAAUACUGCCCUUAUUAAGCAAAAUAUUUUAGUAGAACAGCCAAUUGGGCUGGCUACAUUUGCUAAUUUAAUGAAGUGCAUAUUUCCAAUUUGCACAUUUUGCAUUUCAUCCUGCGUGUAAUAGGUCAUUGUUGUGGCCUAAACAUCACAUGAGGUUGGGACGCGCUAAAAUAAUUUAAUGUUUAAUUUUAAUUGAAAAAAAAAUCAAACUGGUUUUGAGAUUUGAUUUCAAAUGCCAACCUAACCAGACACAUUUAGGAUCAUUUUAAGUUCAACGAUCUUGUUUUAGAGGCGACUAACAUCAUUUAAACCACCUGCACAAAAAAGGCUGCUGUUUGUUAAUGAGCUGGUCUCUUAGCAAAGUAUAUGUCUGUUCCUCUUCCGUGUGGUGGUCUUGGUGUGUUCUCAUGGCGCAAGGCAGGAAAGAGAUGUCUUGUACAGAUUACGAAUACAAGUACACUAUGCUCCUCAAACUAUCAUCUUGUCUAAUUAUAGCAUCUUUUGCAACGUGUGCCUUAACAAAACUCUCAGUCCCAGUGGAGGCACUCAGGAGGUUUGGCUUUGACUGAGCACACACUGCAUUAGAUGUCACAGAAAGAAGCAUUCAGAGGUGAUUCACUUUGCAGUAUACUGCCACUUCUUGCAGGUCUUCACGUUCUAAUGUGCAAUACGGUUCAGUGGUAGAAUGCGACAGGAAGCUCAAGCCUGAGCCGAGGUUAUGAAUGUUGAUGAUAAGUGCUGCUAAGUUACAUAUUGUAUGUUUAGAGAGAAAUCUAGGAGCCAAAAUGUAUUAUUUGUCUUUUAAAGUAUCCAUUUUGAAGAUUUUAGAUGUAGACAAGCAUGGUUUCUGUCAGUGUGUUUUCCAAAGCUUUACUGCACUUUCUUCCUCACCAGAGAAUUUCCCCCCAAGUAACAACAGGAACUGUUUUAUUACCCAAAGCCAAAUGUGUACAUAUAUAUAAGAGACAACCGUAACUCAUCUGUUAGUUGAUGUCGAUUUGAAACCUGAACUUUUCCUCAUCUAACAGUGAUUGGCUGAUUUAUUUGAGUUGAUUUUGACAUAGUCUCUUCUUUAUAUUAACAUCAGUGUUCUUGGCUUGGCAGUUGUGCAGAAUUUGGACAGAUCUUAGUUAACCCUCUCACCUCACCACUGCGGGUCUUGUGAAGUUAUUUGUCAUUUCUGAAUGGGCCCUUGCUUUGUCUUACUAAAGGUCAGGUCAGUUGAAUAAUAUUUCAUUUGCAAUCACAAAUCUUGAAUGAAGAUAGCACACUUGACUUCAGUCUUACACAAGAUUGAGCUUUAAUGUUUUUUUUUUUUUGUUUUUUUUUUAACUAUUACUAUGGGUGUUAUUGUGACACAUUCAGAAGCCAGAACACUGUACUGCUUCUCUCGUAAGGAAAUCUGUCGAAACAUUUUAUCUGGUCUCACAUUGACACUUCUCCUGUCUUAGGUCUUUAUUUUUCUACCAGGGUCUUCCCACCUUCCUGCACAAACUAGAGACUGUACAGAUUUUUUAUCUUUUGUAAAUUAUAACGCAA
Messenger RNA from Toxotes jaculatrix (banded archerfish), 3491 nucleotides. Its product is annotated as inward rectifier potassium channel 2-like. Gene Ontology annotation, molecular function: inward rectifier potassium channel activity. Gene Ontology annotation, biological process: potassium ion import across plasma membrane; regulation of monoatomic ion transmembrane transport. The transcript has 2 exons. Gene Ontology annotation, cellular component: plasma membrane. The record is from RefSeq and is a predicted model, not a curated record. Lineage: Eukaryota; Metazoa; Chordata; Actinopteri; Toxotidae. The coding region runs from base 387 to 1703 and encodes 438 amino acids.